Molecule: messenger RNA, 1665 nt
Organism: Meira miltonrushii
Lineage: Eukaryota; Fungi; Basidiomycota; Exobasidiomycetes; Exobasidiales; Brachybasidiaceae
Exons: 1
Coding region: 1-1665 (554 amino acids)
Cellular component (GO): extrinsic component of mitochondrial inner membrane
Source: RefSeq, a predicted model, not a curated record
AUGGCAGGAAAGGAGGCACAUUUUUACAACGUUAUACCUUCUUCUCGGCGAACAUUAUUCGGAUUUUCGUUUGGUGGUGAUAAAAAGAAGUCGCAAAAAGCAGGAGGUGUUUCUGGUUCAGGUCAAGUUGUCCUUUUGGAACAGGAUAAUCUCUUUCAUCCGCUAAGCAAGUCGCCUAUACCAUCCAUGCGUGCACGUGGAGAAAGAAUAAAGUCUAUGGCUCCUUGUCCAGUCACUCUAAAUCGUGAUGGGGUAAGGAAGUUGGUUCAAUUUGAAUGUCCAGAUUGCGGUUGGCCAACACAUUACAGCGAAAAAGAGUGGAGCGAAGAUACAGAGCAUGCGAAGUACGUUCCAAGGUUACGUGAAGCAAACGAGGAUGAGCAUGAUUUACGAAGUGGAAGGGAAAUGACUGAAUUCAAACUACCGGGUCAUCAAGGUUUCGAAGAAGUGAUCAACUUUUCAUCAUGGGAUAUCUUCUUCUACACACGUAAUCACGACUCUAUAGAAACUGAAAGAUCAAGAAGGCAUGUUUCCAAAUUGCUCUCUUUCCCCUGCACAGUUGCCGGUGUUUUACACGAGAAUAGUCCUUACACGAAGCGAAAUGGAAGGCUGACACACGAAGGACUUCGAAGUUUGGUAGCAUUACGUCAAACUCUUCACCCUGUUUUGGGAUCCAGACCAAGUCUUGAUGUGACGCGAAUCUUUAUCGUUGGUGCUCGAGCAGAAUCUACAUUACCACCACUCGUUUGGGAUCAACUACGGCAUAUGUUCCCCGGUGUGCCUCUUCAUAUCUUUUUCAUUGGUCCAGAAGUUACACUUCCACGUGAAACUGGAAGAGCAGUGGCAGGCGCACAGGCUCCAUCAACCAAUUCGCAGGAGAAUAAUAACAUCAGUGUCGCAUCCAUGCAUCGUGGAAAACAAAAGAGUUCGAACUACGGAGUUCCUAGCAAAACUGUCGUUGUCUCAGAAGGAUUAACACUGACAUCGAUUCAAUGCAAUUACGAAGAUGUACAUGCACAAUUGGAACCUUUUGAUCCUUACACAGAUAUGUUCUUCUGUUUCAGCCCGGGUUUUGGUUUCCCAAGUAUGGUAGGACAAGAAGAGGUAAACAGAGCAAGAUGGGAAGCUCGUGAUGAAAAGGAACGCAUGGCAGCAGCAAGAGAUACAUACUUUGCACGAGGAGCUCCAACCGAAGGAGCAGAACAACAGCGAUUGAACCCAGUAGGUGGUGAUGUUCCAGCUGCGGAGCCACCUCCGCCACCACCAGCAGAAUCUGAUCAGCCAACAUCUGCUGAAAUGCCACAUGGACGCUACACUAGCUUAACCACUGCUCCAAUCGUGCAAGCACAACGUGAAUGGGCAAGAGCGUUGGGUCAAAUGCUCAGCACGAAAUGUGCUCUUAUCUCAACAGGUUUCAGUCCUGCUGAUGUUGAAAGAGAUAUCUUGGCUUUCGAAAGCGUUGAAGGUAUUCAAGGUGAAUUUGAAUGGCUCAUCAAUCCGGGUGAAAAUGUGUUUGCAAGUCAACAAUGGGCAGUUGCUGAUUUUGAUCCUCGUGUAGCGGUAAAAGCAAAUUGGGGAAUAUGGGCAGUUCGUGGAAAACGUUAUGAUAUCGAAGGACCAAGUCUAUGGAGCGGUGGUUGGAGAGGUAGCGAAGAAGAAUCAUAA